Molecule: messenger RNA, 2817 nt
Organism: Pezoporus occidentalis (night parrot)
Lineage: Eukaryota; Metazoa; Chordata; Aves; Psittaciformes; Psittacidae
Gene: STAMBP
Product: STAM binding protein
Exons: 10
Coding region: 244-1530 (428 amino acids)
Biological process (GO): protein K63-linked deubiquitination
Cellular component (GO): cleavage furrow; endosome
Molecular function (GO): K63-linked deubiquitinase activity; metal-dependent deubiquitinase activity; protein binding
Source: RefSeq, a predicted model, not a curated record
GCCCGGCAGUGCGCUCUGCCCUCCCCACCGUUUUGGGGUGAAAAAGCGUGUUUUCGGGUUGGGGCGCUGCCCCUUUAAGGUGACGACGCUCAGCGAAGGGAAGCGCUCUCUCGUUCGAGGGGGAGCGGGCGGUACCCGGAUGUUGCCGCGGCUCCUGAUUGGCUGUUUGAAGCGGGGCGGGGCAGCCCUGUCGGCGUCGCGGGCAGAACCCGGAAGCGCUGAGGGGAGGCGGCGGCAGCUUUGAUGUGUGGGGCUAUGCCUGACCACGCUGACAUCAGCCUCCCACCGGAGGAGCGAGUGCGACGACUGAUCCAGGUGGGAAGUGCUGUGGAAGUGAAUGAGGACAUCCCGCCACGACGCUACUACCGCUCUGGGGUGGAAAUCCUCCGCAUGGCCACCAUUUACUCUGAGGAGGGCAACAUGGAGCAUGCCUUUAUCCUGUACAACAAAUACAUCACGCUCUUCAUCGAGAAGCUGCCACAGCACCGUGAUUACAAAACUGCUGUCAUACCUGAGAAGAGGGAGACAGUGAAAAAACUGAAAGAAGUAGCCUUCCCCCGAGCUGAAGAGCUCAAGAAGGAGCUGUUAAAGAGGUACGCCAAGGACUAUGCUAAGUACAAGGAGCAGAAGAAAGCGGAGGAAGAGGCAUUUGCACGCAAUUUGGCUUUGCAGCAGCAGCUGGAGGAGGAGAGGAAUCGGGUGGCCCUGAUGAAGCAGCAGCAGGCAGAGCAAGAGCAGUUCCAUGUCUUUGAGGAGAUGAUCCGACGACAGGAGCUGGAGAAGGAGCGCCUGAGGAUAGUGCAGGAAUUUGGACAGCCAGAACCAAGUCCUAUGGCUCUGGAUGGGCCCCUCAUCCCUGGCAUGGAAAAGCCCCCAACUGAUUCAAUCCCAGUCUCUCCAGUUCAUCCUGCAAGUCCAUCAGCGGGGACUGUCUCAUCCAAACCUCCUGUUGUGGACAGGUCUUUGAAACCCAGUGCUUUGGGAAGCACAGAAAACAAUGCAGGCAUGGGCAUCCUUCGCCAGGUCAUUGUCCCUAGGGAGCUGUGUCAGAAAUUCCUCCAGCUGGCUGAUGCCAACACAGUCCGGGGUGUGGAGACAUGUGGGAUCCUCUGUGGUAAGCUGAUGAGGAACGAGUUCACCAUAACCCACGUCAUCGUUCCCAAGCAGCACGGGGGGCCCGAUUACUGCAACACAGAGAAUGAGGAGGAGCUCUUCAUGAUCCAGGAUCAACACAGCCUUGUGACACUGGGCUGGAUCCAUACUCACCCCACGCAGACAGCCUUCCUCUCCAGCGUCGACCUGCACACACACUGCUCCUACCAGAUGAUGUUGCCAGAGUCCAUUGCUAUCGUGUGUUCUCCAAAAUACCAGGAGACAGGGUUUUUCAAGCUGACAGAGCAUGGCCUGGACGAGAUCUCUUCCUGCCGGCAGAAAGGAUUCCACCCGCACUCCAAAGACCCCCCUCUCUUCACUACCUGCAAUCACGUGUCAGUAGUCGAGAGAGACGUAGUCCUGAUGGAUCUCCGAUAGGCCUCUUGCCUUAAGCACAUACAGGAAAGCAUCUACCCAGUUUCUGAGCCUAGGGAAUUGGUUUUGUCUCCUGUAGCAGAUGAUUUCCACCGUGUAGUGAUCUUUCCCCUUCCUCGCCCAAUAAACGCGGUGAAAUCGGUGCCCUGACCUCAGUGGGAGCAUGUGAAACCUCAGUGCCUGGCAUCAGACUGGUGAAGUGGUGCUGAGGUUCAGGGUGUGGGGAGAAGCUAACUGGGAAUUCAGAGAUGGGAGCUAACAGCAAUUGUUUAAUACUCUAAUCUAUGGCUUAAAUAGCUUCUGGGGAGGGGAUUCCUCAUGAUUCGCUGCAAACAUGAGCUGGGGCAACCUCUUCAAGUGCUUUCCAAAGUGGGAUUUGCCCAGAUUAACCCUUGCUAAACCCAUGUUUUGCCUCCCUGGGUUGCUGUGGUCCCAGUGCAGCUGGCUGGAGUAGGUAAGUCUUUGUUUUAGUUUAAGAUUAAACCUUCCUAACCCCUCUUACCCCAUGCCAGAGCUUAUCACUGCUGAGCCAGACCAUGCCCUGCUUGCUGGUACUCAGGUCUUUGCCUAGUGAGGUAGGAAGAGGCCUAAACUGCUUUGGGAACCCCUGUUUCGGGGGAGAAGGUGCUUUGAUGCACAAGCUGCUUCAUUGCAGCACUGCUGAGGGGGGUCUGCUUGCCUUAUUCCUUUUCCUGGAGGGAGGGAUUUGCUCCAGGCCUUGUGCUGCCUGAUGAGGGCUCAGGUUCAGCUCGUUGCUGGUGUUACCAUGGAUGAAGCUCUCAGUCUCUUGCUGUCCUGUGAAGGCUCUGCAAGGCCACCACACCUCUGAGGUGGGACUCCAGCAGCUUUUGCCACUUGGAUCCUCCAAGAUCAUCAUGGCCAAUGGUCCCUACGCUUCUCCAAGCAGUGUGAAGUCUGUCCUUGCCAAAACCAGCGCUCCGUGACACCGCUGUGGUGCGGUACCAGCCGGGGACCUCCCAGUUCCUUUGGUGGGAUUCCAAGCUUCCCAGCCUGUCCAUGGCAGAGCCUCCACCCUCGCUGAAAGGGAAGCAGCAGCACUGAAAGGUGGAAGGCAUCUGGCCUCAAAGGCCUGAGCAUGAUCCGCAUCAUCUCCACAUCCUCUGGCAGGAUGCUCUGAUGAUCAGCACAUGGCCGUGAGGGGAGGACGAAGAGGCUGGAGUUGCCUUCCCACGUGGCACGCAUACAUACGUGUUCUGUAUGUCACAUCCUUGUACUUCCACAUCCCACAUCGUUUGGUGCAGUUUAACACAGAUGGAUUGUAUUAUCCUG